CACACUUCUUGUUUCUAUGCCCUGCUACGCCAGUAAGUUGACUCACUGUACAAUACCUCUCUCCUUCACUCUACUGCAGGGUGGGAGAUGCAACAAUGGCCUUGAGAACAGCAGGAAGUGUGUUGGUGGUCUUUCUCUGGUCUGUAGCAGUUGUACUGGGUCAGGAUGGCUGGAGUGUUACAUACACCACUCAGAGUAUCUGUACCUUGAAGGGGUCAACAGUGGAGAUGUCCUGCUCUUACACAUAUCCCAGUGGUACAGUCACAAAAACCUUCUGGUUCACUGAAAAUGAUGCUGAGGGGAAUCCUGUGAGUCUGAGUGAUGACGCAGACUAUAAAGGUCGUGUGACGUAUCAUAAAGAUAACAAGAAUGACUGCACUCUGACAAUCACAGACCUGAGAGAGAGUGACUCAGCUACGUACAAGUUCAGAUUUAUAACAGAUCAGACCGGAGGGAGAUUUACUGGCAACCCUGGAGUCACUCUGUCUGUCACAGACCUGCAGGUGAAGGUGACUCCUUAUUCAGUUUUAUCAGCGUGGAAGACACUGACCUGCACCACCUGUGUUCUGACUGGUAACCCCACCUACAUCUGGUACAAGAACGGACAGAUAGUAACUGACAACACUUCCCCCUAUUCAGUCUACCCUGAUGCUGCAGACAGCUACUCCUGUGCUGUACAAUCCAAUGAGGCUCUUCACUCUCCUGCAGUGUGUGUUCAGGAUCAGAGCUGCAACAGAGUAACUUAUACUGACAAGAGUAUCUGUGCCUUGAAGGGGUCAUCAGUGGACAUAUCCGGUAUUUAUUCCAGUCAUCAUCCGAUCAAAACAACAUUCUGGUUUAGAAGUGAUAAGUCAGCCCCUGAGGACCUAACCAGAGACCCAGAGUAUGCAGGUCGGGCCCUGGAGAGCCUUCCCUCCACCCUGAGAAUCACAGAUCUGAGAGAGAGCGACUCAGCUGAGUAUAAAUUCAUAUUCAACACAGAAACCUCAGGAUGGGGAUACAGCUUCCCUGGAACAACUCUGACUGUCACAGACCUGCAGGUGAAGGUGACUCCUGCUACAGAGGGACAGAGGACAUUGACCUGUAGCACCACCUGCAGUCUGACUGACAACCCCAACCCCACCUACAUCUGGUACAAGAACGGACAACGUCUAGAUGAGCCCACAUCCCUGCAAUACUCUGUCAAUAAUUCUUAUUCAGACAGUUACUCCUGUGCUGUAAAAGGCCAUGAGGAUAUCCAAGCUCCUGCAGUGUGUGAGUGUGAAUGCAAUUAGUUCUCUACUUAACAAGUAUCAAUCAUUUAAGGCCAACGAGAAGGGACACAUUACAUAGAAAUGACAACGUCAUACACUCUUAGAAAAUAAGGAUACAGUAUUUUUCCCUGGGGUACAAAAAUAUAAAAAUACACAUCAUGUACCUUCAAAGGUACACAUAAUAAUCUCACAUGGUACUGUUAGGUGCCUAUUAGGGUACAUGUGAGGAUAAAGAGUUGAAUGAUACAUCUUUGUACCCCAUAUUUUAAAUAUAAAGGUACAAUAAUCGGUAAAACUUUACUUGAUAAAAAAAUCAAUGUUGACCAUAUUAAAUUAUCAUUGUAAUUGCGCACCUAUUGAUGUCAGACAUGCACCCAACCCAAUGCUCUGUUGCUGAUGACUGGGAUGAAUGCAGGAGCAGAUUUCAGGAGCAGGAUAAGACACCCUCUUUUGACUGAUGACUGAUAUAAGGGAAAUACGUGACAGGCCUGUCUGGCUUAUAUGAUUAUGAUGGUCAUAAUGCUUCCUGACAGUGUCAUAAAGUGUAUUUUCUUCUUCCAAGUAAAGUGACACAGGAUGGUCAUAAUGCUUCCUGACAGUGUCAUAAAGUGUAUUUUCUUCUUCCAAGUAAAGUGACACAGGAUGGUCAUAAUGCUUCCUGACAGUGUCAUAAAGUGUAUUUUCUUCUUCCAAGUAAAGUGACACAGGAUGGUCAUAAUGCUUCCUGACAGUGUCAUAAAGUGUAUUUUCUUCUUCCAAGUAAAGUGACACAGGAUGGUCAUAAUGCUUCCUGACAGUGUCAUAAAGUGUAUUUUCUUCUUCCAAGUAAAGUGACACAGGAUGGUCAUAAUGCUUCCUGACAGUGUCAUAAAGUGUAUUUUCUUCUUCCAAGUAAAGUGACACAGGAUGGUCAUAAUGCUUCCUGACAGUGUCAUAAAGUGUAUUUUCUUCUUCCAAGUAAAGUGACACAGGAUGGUCAUAAUGCUUCCUGA
Salvelinus fontinalis (brook trout) is the source of this 2245-nucleotide messenger RNA. RefSeq names its product contactin-6-like. NCBI's taxonomy places the organism in Eukaryota, Metazoa, Chordata, Actinopteri, Salmoniformes, Salmonidae. The coding region runs from base 96 to 1274 and encodes 392 amino acids. The record is from RefSeq and is a predicted model, not a curated record. The transcript is spliced from 6 exons.